AUGAAAAAGUUAAAAGAUGAGCAAACUACAUCUGAUGAAGAUAAAUAUGCCAAAUAUUCAAGGGAAAAAGGGGAAAAAAUAUUACCUAUAAGAUAUUUACCAUCUAUUAUAUCUAAUUCAUUAGAAUCUGUUUAUUUUGUUAAUUAUAGAGCAGUUGUAGUAAAAACAAAACAUUAUUAUGUUACUCAAAAUUCAUACAUGCUAUUUGGUGAUGUAUUUAAGAUAUAUAAUUUAAAAGGAGAAAUUAAAAAAAUUCAUGCUUUUUUUCCAGGAGGUGAAAACAAUCUAUCAGACACACUUAUUAUGUUAAAAACAACCAUAGUAGCAGUUACAACUUCAAAAGGAGAAGCAUUGAGAGUUGCUGAUGAAAUUGAAAUGACUUGUAAAAUUUGUCAUAAAAAAAGAAAAGCAACAAAAUUUUCUAUAGAAGGAUUUUUAAGGAAAGUUAGAUGUGAUACUUGCAGAGUAAAACCUCGUAACUUGAUAGCUAAAACAAAUAAUACAAGAAAAUUAAACAAUUACAGAAAUGAAAAUAAUAAUAAUAAUAAUAAUAAUAAUAAUAAUAAUAAUAAUAAUAAUAAUAAUGAUGUUGCAUUAGAUAAUAAAAAAAAUAACUCUUCACAUGAUAACAAUAGUAAUAAUAAUAAUAAUAUUAGUAGUAGUAGUAGUAGUAAUAAUAAUAAUAAUAUAAGCAAUAAUAAUAAUACAAAUAAUAAUAAUAUAAAUAAUAACAAUAAUAAUAAUAAUAAUAAUAAUAAUAAUAAUAAUAAUAAUAAUAGUAAUAGUAAUAAUAGUAAUAAUAUAAAUAAUAAUAAUAACAGUAAUAAUAAUAAUAGUAAUAGUAAUAAUAAUAGUAAUAAUAGUAAUAAUAAUAAUAAUAUUAAUACUAAUACUAAUACUACUAAUACGAAUACUACUACUAAUAAUACUACUACUAAUAACAAUAAUUCUAGUACCAGUAGCUCCAGUAAUAAUAAUAGUAAGCAGCAUUUAUGCACAUAUAAUUCUAAAUCUAGUAAUAAUGCAAAUUCUUUAUUAAAAAAUAGUAAUUAUACUAACAAUAAUAAUAAUUCCUGUAGUAGCAGUGGUAAUAACAACGCUAAUCAAACUGAAUCAAAAAAUAGAGAUGAAAUUAUUGCAAUGAUAAUUGAAUUAAUUAAAUAUAUAUCAUGGAUGCAAAAGGCAUUGAUAAAAGCAUCAAAAGGAAAUUAUGUUAUUGAUCACUCAGAAGUUAAUAUAGAAAAAAUAUCAAAAGUAGUUCAUUCCGCUCAGGAAUUAUGUAAUAAAUUAUUACAUCAAAAAGCAUUAGUUGAACCAUCAAAUAAUCAUUUAAACUUAACUUCUUUAAUACCUUUUUAUAAUAAUGCACCAAAUAAUAAUUUUAGAGUGAAAUAUUCAAACCUUUAUGAAAAUAAAUUUAAUAGUAUGAAUAGAGGAAAUGAGAAUAAUCUAAAUAGUUCUAAUACUUCUAAUUUAUUUAAUAGCAUUAUUAAUCAAAAUAAUAUAACACCCUCUAAUGGUAGUAAUAAUAAUAACAGAAGUGGUAAUAAUAAUAAUAUUAAUACAAAUAAUGAUUUAGAUAUAGAUUCUACUAGUAAUUUUAAUAAUAUUAAUUCUAAUAUUUUAUCAUAUUAUCCGAAUGCAUGUCAACUUAACUGCCUACCAUCUAUUACCUCUUCAAGAAAUGAUGAAAGAAAUCAUCAUUUUAUUAAGCAUGAAAAUAAUUAUAUUUACAGAAAUAAUAAAAAUGAAGACUUUUCUAACAUAUCUAAUGCAAAAAAUAAUUAUUAUAAUGAAAAACCCGAUUUUUUGUUUUCAACUUUGUCAAAACAAUAUAAUUCAAAUGUAAAUAUUUCUUUUUCUAAUAUAAAUAAUUCAGUAUCUAAUUUUUAUAGAACUGUUUCAAAAAAUUAUAAUUUAAGGGAUACUAUUUUAAAUUUUGAAAAGUAA
This is a messenger RNA of Plasmodium gallinaceum, 1950 nucleotides long. RefSeq names its product conserved Plasmodium protein, unknown function. The coding region runs from base 1 to 1950 and encodes 649 amino acids. The transcript has a single exon. Lineage: Eukaryota; Apicomplexa; Aconoidasida; Haemosporida; Plasmodiidae. The record is from RefSeq and is a predicted model, not a curated record.